Saimiri boliviensis boliviensis (Bolivian squirrel monkey) is the source of this 1585-nucleotide messenger RNA. RefSeq names its product integrator complex subunit 12 (gene INTS12). Lineage: Eukaryota; Metazoa; Chordata; Mammalia; Primates; Cebidae. Gene Ontology annotation, biological process: snRNA 3'-end processing. Gene Ontology annotation, cellular component: integrator complex. The record is from RefSeq and is a predicted model, not a curated record.
CCGCUUUCGGAGCCCGCCGGUGCGGGGACCGUUUCCGAAAAGGCCACCGGGACCAGACGGAUCGGCAGGGCGGGGCGGAACGGUGUUUGCAAUGGCUGCUACUGUGAACUUGGAACUUGAUCCCAUUUUUUUGAAAGCACUAGGUUUCUUACAUUCAAAGAGUAAAGAUUCUGCUGAAAAGCUAAAAGCACUGCUUGAUGAAUCUUUGGCUCGGGGCAUUGAUUCCAGUUACCGUCCAUCUCAAAAGGAUGUGGAUCCACCCAAAAUUUCAGGCACAAAAAACAUUUCCGUUAAGCAAGAGCCCAAAAUAUCAUCCAGUCUUCCUUCUGGCAAUAAUAAUGGCAAAGCCCUCACAACUGAAAAGGUAAAGAAGGAAGCUGAAAAGAGACCUGUUGAUAAAAUGAAAUCAGACAUCACUGAAGGAGUUGAUAUUCCAAAGAAACCUAGAUUGGAGAAACCAGAGACACAGUCCUCUCCCAUUACUGUCCAAACUAGCAAGGAUUUAGCUAUGGCUGACCUUUCCAGUUUUGAGGAAACCAGUGCUGAUGAUUUUGCCAUGGAAAUGGGAUUGGCCUGUGUUGUUUGUAGGCAAAUGAUGGUGGCAUCUGGUAAUCAAUUAGUAGAAUGUCAGGAGUGCCAUAAUCUCUACCACCGAGACUGCCAUAAACCCCAGGUGACAGACAAGGAAGCAAAUGACCCUCGCCUGGUGUGGUAUUGUGCCCGAUGCACCAGACAAAUGAAAAGAAUGGCUCAAAAAACUCAGAAACCACCACAGAAACCAGCCCCUACAGUUGUUUCUGUAACUCCAGCUGUCAAAGAUCCAUUGGUUAAGAAACCAGAAACUAAACUGAAACAAGAGACAACUUUUCUAGCAUUUAAGAGAACAGAAGUCAAGACAUCCACAGUUAUUUCAGGAAAUUCUUCUAGUGCCAGCGUUUCCUCAUCAGUAACUAGUGGCUUAACUGGAUGGGCAGCUUUUGCAGCCAAAACCUCCUCUGCUGGUCCCUCAACAGCAAAAUUGAGUUCAACAACACAAAACAAUACUGGGAAACCUGCUACCUCAUCAGCUAACCAGAAACCUGUGGGUUUGACUGGUCUGGCAACAUCAUCCAAAGGUGGAAUAGGUUCCAAAAUAGGUUCCGGUAAUAGCACUACACCCACUGUACCAUUGAAACCACCUCCACCUCUAACCUUGGGUAAAACUGGCCUUAGUCGCUCAGUUAGUUGUGACAAUGUCAGCAAAGUAGGUCUUCCUAGUCCAAGUAGUUUAGUUCCAGGAAGCAGCAGCCAACUAAGUGGAAAUGGAAAUACUGGAACAUCAGGACCUAGUGGAAGUACUACUAGCAAAACUGCUUCAGAAUCCAGCAGCUCUUCCUCAGCAUCCCUUAAAGGUCCAACCUCACAAGAAUCACAGCUCAAUGCUAUGAAGCGAUUACAGAUGGUCAAGAAGAAAGCCGCCCAAAAGAAACUCAAGAAGUAAUGUGGCCAAGCAGGUUUUUAUAUUAUAUUAGCCUAAAGAUGAAAGACUAUUAUUAGGAUAUAAUCUGUAACAUACUGUAAUUUAAUAAACAUCUUCGUAAUCAAA